Pantherophis guttatus is the source of this 7695-nucleotide messenger RNA. NCBI's taxonomy places the organism in Eukaryota, Metazoa, Chordata, Lepidosauria, Squamata, Colubridae. The record is from RefSeq and is a predicted model, not a curated record.
CUCGGGCUCCUUGCCGCUAGCAGCCCCGCCUCUUCGCCCAGUGCUUCGGGUGGGAGGUUGUCGGAUUCCUUCUUUUUUUUUUUUUCUCCCUCAGCCGUGCGCGCGCCUGCCAACGCUUCUGGGAUAACGAUGCAGUUUAUGUUGCUUUUUAGUCGCCAGGGAAAACUGAGACUUCAAAAAUGGUAUGUCCCAUUAUCUGACAAAGAAAAGAAGAAAAUCACAAGAGAACUUGUUCAAACGGUCUUAGCCCGUAAACCGAAAAUGUGCAGCUUCCUGGAAUGGAGAGAUUUGAAGAUUGUCUAUAAAAGAUAUGCAAGCCUCUAUUUCUGCUGUGCCAUUGAAGAUCAGGAUAAUGAGUUAAUAACCUUGGAAAUAAUUCAUCGUUAUGUAGAAUUACUUGAUAAAUAUUUUGGAAGUGUCUGUGAACUUGAUAUCAUCUUUAAUUUUGAGAAGGCUUAUUUUAUUUUGGAUGAAUUCCUCCUGGGAGGAGAAGUUCAAGAGACCUCCAAGAAAAAUGUUCUUAAAGCCAUUGAACAGGCAGAUCUAUUACAAGAGAGCCAGAAUGAAGACUGGGGAGGUUUGUCUGAGGAUAUCUUAUGAUUAAGAACAAUCUAAAGCCUUAGCGCUUUGGCCCCUACCUGUACAAUUGGUAACUACCAAAUUUACCUUUUGGUGGCAUGGAUUACAUUAGUGCUUUGCAGAGGUUUGCACGUGUAAAAGAACUGUAAAAGAACUUGCCUGUUAAGCAAGAAGAGGAACAGAAAGUGACGAGUAAUGGACUUAUUCUUUGUCAUAUUUGCUUGACAGAAUGGAUAUUUGCUUUGGGUGUUCUAUCUUUAUUUUUCAUACUAACGGCAUCAAUUUUGAAUUGUGUGGUGCAUGGUUUUGUUCUAGUGAUGUUAAUGGUUUUUGUAUGCUGAAAAGGCUUAAAAGAUCCCCACCUUAGCCAAUAAACAGAUCACUGGUCUGAUCAAGUAGUUUAAAUUAUUUUCUGGAAUACAGUAUCUAUCAUGACUUGCAGCAGGAAAAAGAUAAGUGUUAAAUAUAGUUUAGUAUGUAAAUGAAAAAAGCUGCAGUAUCUUACGGUUAAUACAUGAGUGAAUUGCUGAGAUAAAUAUUUGUCUUAAGGAAAAAGGAUAUACUUGUCCCAAUUUAUUUCAAAAUCUGAAUUUCUUAAAAUGUAAUUGUGUAAUUGCCACUUUUAAAUCCCAUAUUCCAUAAAAAAAGGGUGCAUGAGGAAAAAUAAUUAUCUAAAAAAGAUUUUAAUGUAUUUUAUUUAUUUUUAAUGAAUUUAUGUUCCUCUUAAAUUAAUUAAUUAAUUAAUUAAUUAAAACUAACCAUAUUCAGUCCUGCAUUUAAAAUGCUAAGAAAGCAGAAAUUAUAACCAUCAAAUAAGCAUGUUUAUAAAUAGGCUUAAAUUAUAGAACUUUACAAAAAUGCUCUUUAAUCAACCAUAAUGGCUUCGAUACAAGGCUGCAUGAUUAUACUAAUGCGAAUAGCAUCUUUCAUGUAAAAUUCUCAAGCUUCUGAAGGUUCGGAAAUAGCUUUUCUGAAGUUGAAAUAAGACAAAACUUUAAAAAUAUUGAUAGCAAGUGCUCUAAACAUUUGACUCUCCAUCAAAAACAAUAAAUUGACAUAAUAGAUUAUGUACUAAUAUGUGUAAUUAUGAUUUACUGUGACUGCCUCGUAAACAUGCAUGUUUAAAUACACAAUUUGACUAAACGUAAAUAAUUAUAAUUUUAUAAGUAUAAUUUUAACUGAUUUAAUAAAAAGUGCUUUUCUUCAUAGAAAUCAAUGUCAAUUUUAAAAUUAUUAUUGAUUUAAUUGUGGACUGAUAGUAUGUAAAAAGGGAGUCUUAAAUGUGAUCAGCAUGUUACAUUAUGACGUUUGCCUCAAUACUAUCAGCAGUGUUGGUCUCAUAGUGAUUUAAUAUUUCAUCAAGAUUCUGGGGUAUAGGUUAUGUUUUAAAAUUAAAGAUAAGGUUAAGGACAAUUUUAACAGUCAUUUAAUUUUGUUAAAACAUUACCUUAUAUAUUUAUAAAAUGGACAAAAAGAUUCUCAGUUCUGUUCAGAUCAGGAGAAAUCCUUGUAAAGUUUCUGCACCCUAAAAUAUUUUGCUUCUUUUUAAUCUCCCAUAUUAAAUUUCCAAGGAUACAUGUGUUGAAAGAUAACGUCAAUAAAAUUUAAACAAAAGGACGUGAGCAAUAUAAGCAAGAGAAAUGCCUCCCACUAUUAAUUCAACAAAGAAUUUGAAGUAGACAUUGUGACCUAUACUGUGAAAAGAAAAUUGAUUAUUCUGUUUUCUAUUUCUCAUAUUUUUCCAAGUAUCAUCAAGGCAUAUUUGUCAGGAAUGGAUGGAAGUAUUUCAAUUUUUUGUUGGAUAAAUGACUUCAUUUAAAAUGAAAGCAGCAUGGCUUCCUUUUUAAACUUAGAAUACUUCCAGUAAGGUCAGAAUGGCAUUGGAAGUCUUCUGGUAAUAUUAAAAUCUUAUUUUGAAAUCAUUGUUUUGUACACCCCUCAUAAUAAUUACUUUUUACAUUUUUCCUAGUGAGUUUAUACAUUUAUAAUGGGUAAUUUAACUUCUGUCCAUGAUAACUGAGCUUAAUAUGUAGAAUUAUUUAUUUUUAUUAAGAAAAUUUUAAUCGACUUCGUGAUAUUAUUUUAUUAAAACAGUGUAGUAUUGUAGAUAACUAAAAUUUAUUAGUCAUGGAUUGGCAUUAAGGUAUAGAAUUAUUUGUUUGAUUAACAAAGAAUAACAAGAAAACAAGUAACUACACCUUAUUCACAGAUGUUUUAUAUUUUUUUCACACAUGGUUUUUGUAAGAAUAUAAUUAAAUAGGCUUUUUAAGCUUUUUUUUCUCAACAUAGAUAUAAAAUUAACUACAAGUGUUCUAGGACCGCAUGCUUGAUGAAAUUAAGAAUGCAAAAUUCAAUUCAUGGUGAUGCAAGUCUUCUAAUUGACCAUGGAAUUAGUUACAGGUAGUCCUCAAUUUACCGCCAUAAGUGAGCCCAAAAUGUAUGUUGCUAAAUGAGACAUUUGUUAAGUGAGUUUUGCCCCAUUUUACGACUUUUCUUGCCACAUUCGUUAAGUGAAUCACUGCAGCUGUUAAAUUAGUGACGUGGUUGUUAAGUGAAUCUGGUUUCUUCAUUGACUUUGCUUGUCAGAAGGUCACAAAAGGCAAUCACAUGACUAUGCAACCAUCAUAAAUAUAAGUCAGUUGUGAAGCAUCCGAAUGUAAAUCACGUGACCAUGGGGAUGCUAUAAUGGUCAUAAGUGUGAAAAACAGUCAUAAGUCACUUUUUUCAGUGAUGUAACUUCGAACGGUCACUAAAUGAACUGUUUUAAGUCAAGGACUACCUGUAUUUUGGAUACAGAUUCACUCCCAUCAUCUUGAGGGUUAUAAAAACCAUGCCUUUUCUAUUGAUGUUUCUCAAUUGCUCCAAACAAGUUGAUUUCCAGAAUAUGAUCUGUAGAAUUCAACUGUCUCUGAAAGUGUAUUAUUUAUCCCACAUUUUGACAUAGGCCCCUACACAAUACUUGCUUAGAUGUUGACAGGAUCUUCACCUCUUACCCUACAUUUCUAAUGAAGGAGAGAUUAUGAAAUUAGUUCCUUCAGGUUUAAAAUAAGACCCUUAACUCUAUUAACUUCUAAUAUUUGUAGUUAUUUGUAUUCAUUAUAUAUAGUACAUAGAAAUUUGAGAUAUUUCAUUAAGAAUAAAACUGCAUCUUUUUUCUGCCCAAAUGUAGGGUUUUGCAGUUUUCUGAUUGAAUGUAUUUUGCUGGUUUCCACUCAUUGUUUCUACCUUUUGAAUCUUAUUAAUAUUAUCUGUUUGUUAUGUGUCCUAACUUUGCUUCAUCUACAUAUGUGAUAUGUUCUAAUCCGUCAUUCAAGCACUUUUAUAUAUGUGGAACAAAUUGGGGUAGAUUGGAGCUUUGUAAUAUGCUGCUCGAUACUUGUUUCCAUCUUAAUGUGAAGUCAUUAGUGUAAUAUGAUGUAGUGUUCAGCUAACUCUAUAUUUGUUUUAUUUAUUUAUCCUGCCUUUAUUAUUUUUUAAUAAAUAACUCAAGAUGGUAAACAUACCUAAUAACUCCUUUCUCCUUCUAUUUUCCCCUCAAAAACAACUCUAUGAGGUGAAUUGGGCUAAGAAUGACCGAUGGUGGUACUGUUUAUAAUCAUAGGAUGUCCUGAUCACAUUUUAUCUCUUUCUUAUAAUUCUCUACUAGAAUCUCAUGGAAGUCUUUGUUGAAUAGUUUUCUAAAGGCAGGGUAUGCUGUGUCCGCUAUGUUUCUAUGGCAAUUGAAUAGGUCACUCUUAAAAAAAAGAAGGAAAAAGUCAAGACAUUUAUCAGGAUGGUAUAGCAUGAUUUAUUCUAAUUAAACUUGCUCCUGCUUACAAACCAACUGCUGAAUAAUCUGUGUCUCACUUUUACCCUGUACCGUUAUCAAGCUGUCCGGUCUCUACUUGCCAGUUAUCUUUUUAAAGAUAUUUGAUAGACAGACAGACAGAUUAACAGAGUUGGAAGGGACCUUGUAGAUCAUCUCGUCCAACCCCCCGCCCAAGCAGGAGACCCUAAACUGUUUUUGACAAAUGGCAGUCCAAUCUCUUCUUGGAAGCAAUUUAACCUUCCCAAUCCUCUGGCAUUAUGUCUAUUCUCCAUGAUUUCUUUAAAAUCAUAUAUGCUCCAAAAUGAUAUCCAUAAAUUCCUUCAGGACACUCAGAUUUAAUAGAUCUGGUUCUGAAGAGAUAAUUUACUCAUGAUAGCCAAUUUCUUUAGUUGCCACUCCUUUUUUUUAUUUAUCUGACAACUGAAGCAAAGUAGGAAUAGAGGAACUCGGCCCUCUCCUUGCCAUAAUCAGAAUAGUGUGCAAAUGUUCUUGGAGCAGUCCUGCAGAUCCUUUGGCCUCAGGAUUUCUGACCAUGGGUUGCUCCCUAAUACUAAUUUAAGCUUUGUGCAUGUAUUAAUUGCACUCUUAAUUUCUCUUUCUACAAUAUCUUGAACUCCUGGAAUUAUGAUAACUUCCUCCCAUAAUUCUUAUUGUUUUUAUCUUGUCCACUAAUUCUAUGUUGGUUUGGAAUGGAUCUGAAAAGCAAAACAGAGAUCACUGAGGAAUUCUUGACAAUUUAGAAUCUCUCUCUGAAAGUUCUGAAAUAAAAUAAUGAUAGUGCAAAUGGGUGUGGACCCUUCUUGGCUGCAGGAUGUUUUCUGCCCUAUGUCCCUUCAGUGAAGACAGGCGUAGGUGUUAAAGAUGAGUCUGUGUUGUUUGCAUCUGAAAUUGAAGUGCAAAUGGUUCCUUUAUUCUGCAAUUUUUUUUCCUGGAAAUCCAUUCAUACUCCCACAGCAUUAGAAGGGUGUUCAUCCCAAAGUGUAUAGCUAAAUGUCUGUGGAGAUUCUCUGUCAUCCAAGUCAUGGUUGUCCCAAAGGUGCUUUUUCAGGAGGCAACUGGACUUCUGGAAAAAAAAAAGUCGGAAUAAUUGAAGAAUUCCAUCAGAAUAAAAUGCAAAAUGUUUGAAUAUUCUGACUGUAAGAACAAUGGGAAUUCAAGACAAGCUUGUUGUUCUCUUGCUUUGAUUCAAGCACUAGAGGGGGUAGCUGUCCAUUCUGAUCCCAUUUUUCAAAAUGGUCAAUAGAGUAAUUCUUGUGAUUUAUUGAAAAAUUUCAUAGCUUCUAAGUAAAAGCAGCAAAUGGCUUGGUUAUGGAAAAAGUCUUGAGGAAUGUCUCAAAAGCUUAUUUCUUUUCAUUCUAUCUUUUCUUGGAUACUCCUACACAUAUGUUUUGUAAGUCCAAAAAUAAGAAAACUUGUCCAAGUUACUUUUCUGAGUUGGAAUCUAUACAUCCAAUAAAUCACCAUUUUGAUUUAUUAUUUGUGUGUCCCUUUAGCUAUUAAAAUAUCAAUUGGUUUCUUUGGCAAAUUCUGUAUAACAUGUUUGUCAAUAUUUUAUGUAUGUAUAUAUGUACCGAUAUGUAUGUGCCACCUAUCUCGUUAGAUCAUUCUUAUACCCUGUCAUUUUUAAACCAAUAUCCAAAACAUCCUGGUUCUCCAUUGCAUCCUCUUCUAUCUCCUUUUUUGAAUCUAUUUUAUACUAUUGGACAAUCUGAAAAGAAAAUUCUGAAUAUUGUUGCCAAAUAUCCUUGAAUUCCUCCAGAGUUAAAAUACUUCUCUCUAUUCUGUAACAGAAGGUCGUCUCCUUUAAUUAGAACCUUUCUAGUUGCCUCCAGUAACUAACCUUCAAGAUCUCCUUUUUUCACGCUUUUUCCCAAUCCACAAAAUUUUCCCAGGGAAAGAUUAUUUGCACUUAAAAUUCAAAAUCUUCAUAUAUUUUUAAUAGGAUUUUAAAUAAACUAUAGUUAUAUUCUUAUAAUUAUUUCAUAAUCUUAUUUUCAGUUAAGAUGGACCCUAAGUAGGAGUGGUGCGGUGGCCUAGAGGUAGAGCUCUCACCUCACAAUCAGGAGGCAGUGACUUUGAUCCUAGGUAAAGGCAGAUAUUUCUCUCUGGGCACAUUGAGAAUAUAUCUGCUGAACAAAACUCCCCAUUGGUUGACAGGAAGGGCAUCCGGCCGUUAAAACACUCUGCUAGCUCCAUUCAGUUGCCUAGACUUCACCCCGCAAGGGAUUAUGGAGUCGUUAAAAGACGAUGAUGGACCCUAAGUCCAUUUAAAAUCUUUCCAAAAUUAGCAUUCUAAUUAUGUUUUUGCUACUUAUUUUCAAAUAACAAAGUUUUUAAGUUCUUAAAUUUACAUGAAUCUUCUAUGUCUGAGGUUUGAAGGAAGAGCACUUAAUGUAAUAAAACUUGUCCUUCUGAAGGCUGUUAAUAUCCAUAAAACAAUUUUCAAAACAUUUCCAAUGAAAGUGGUUAAGAAAGGUAGUGGGUGAACCCAGUGUCUCUUGAAAUCUCUCAACCAUGGCUUGGCCAAGACUGACUCUCCUGACUCUCAAAGCUCUAAAACCUACUGGAGACUAUUGUUUUACAGUCUUGUUGCAGGAAAACACUCUGGGCAUCCCAAAUUCUCUCCUUAAUCCAGAGAGGAGUUUGGGGAGCAAUUGGCUCCUUUUUGCACUGUGGUCAUGGGCUAUUCUCUUGCAGAGUUGUCUUCAGUUCGCCAUGCCCCGUGGAAUAUUUUCAAAUGGCAGCUUCCCUUGUUCUGACUACAGAUUCAAAAAAAUACUUUUUUUCAAAUCCUAUUUUUAUUGUUUAUAUAUUUUAUAUAUGUUUAUAUUGUUUAUAUUUAUUAUAUAUAAUCUCCACCUUUAUUAUUUUAAUAAAUAAUACAAGCUGGUAAACAUAUCUAAUGCUCCUUCCUCUUUUCCCCAGAGAAUAAAAUUGAGAAUUGUUCGAUUUUGACUAUACAAGAUGCAGAUAAUUUAUUUUCACUUCUGAACCUUUCCAUAGAAAGGUUUCACCUACCCUGUUUCCCCCAAAUAAGACAUACCCUUAUAAUAAGCCCAAUUUUGAGCGCAUGGCAAUAAGGCCAAGCGCUUAUUUCAGGGUUCAAAAAAAUAUAAGACAGGGUCUUAUUUUUGGGGAAACCCAAUAUAACUUUUUAUAUUUUCAUAAAAACAAAUUAAGAAUAAUGUAAAUAAAUACAUUAACCACCAAAUGGUGUUAUUUAACUACUUUUAGUUAAAAACCCGAACAUCCAUGAAGUGAAAAUCCAUAUUAAGGUGAUGUAGUUAUUAGGUUAACCAGAUAAACUG